AUGAAUAGUCAAGAACGAGUUUCAAAUUCAAAGAUAAGCGGGUUGCAAUUCUUGAAAUCUGACCCAAAGAUGCGCUAUUUAGUGGAAGCUAUCGAGAAAAAUCGGGGCGCAAGUAGGAUGAUGGACGAGGAGAUAGUUAGUACUUUAACUGAAAUCAGAAGUUUGGGUUCAAAAUAUGCCGACCCAAAUCUUGUAGGUCGCGCUGAAUUAUAUGAGGCGAUAGAUAGUGUUUUAAACGCAUUGAAAUCAUAUUCAGAGUAUUCAUCGCCGUUCCUAAAAAAAGUCUCAUCUAAAGAGGCACCGGAUUACAAUAAAAUAAUCAAACGUCCAAUGGAUCUGAGUCAAGUGUCAAAAAACUUCAAGAGUGGACAAUACAACUCCAAAAAAGAGUUUGCUGAUGAUCUAUAUCUAAUCUAUGACAACUGCCUCCUCUACAACACAGAUCCAGCAAGUUCUUUAAUAACACCUGAUAAUUACUAUAGGAAAUGUGCCAAUGCGAUGAAAAUAAAAACUGAUGAAUUACUCAAGAACGUUCCUGAUAUUGUCAUUAAAACUCGAGAAAAGUAUAACGAGGAAAUGAAAAAGAAAUCGGAAGAGGAAAUGAUGAAGAAGACCGCCGCAGAUGCCGCGGAAAUCGUUGCACAAGUGCAGCAAGAAAUUGCCGCAGAAGAAAAGCCCGAAAUGAAAGAACAGCCAUAUCUAAUCCAAGAGCAAGUCUCAACAGAAACUCCGCAAUUUCCUGUUGUCUGUUCUGAUGAAAUUAAUGAAGAUGAGUGUGACAGGGAAUUGCAAGAAAUGCUAAAGGGGUGGGAUGCCCCUCUUUCACAGGAGUUGUGGGAUCCAGAAAUAGAUAAUCCUGAUCGUGACAGAUUGUUUGAUCCCGAGUACUGGAAGGAGCAAGAGGCCAAACGGCCAACGCUCGAUCAAUACCCGCAACUUCAAUUCUCGAACCGUGGCACUGCUGCGAUGAUCGAGCAUAAUAUAGAGACGCUCAAGCAAACGCGUCUCCUUCACGCGAAACUGCUAGCGGCAAAACAUAACUUGCCGCUUAGUCAUUUUGGUGUAAAUGAAACUGCGCCAACUGAAAAAGCCACAAAUUGUCGAACACAGAUAGACCCAAAUAUCUCACCACCACUCGUGAUGAAUCGUGAAGCUGGGUUUGCAUGCAUGCAACGAGUCGUUCUAGUCAUUAACUAUUAUGUUUAUAUCUUUUCAUUAUGCGUAGGUGGCUCGUCGAUGGCCGUUAAUAUCUUAACUGAAGUUGCCCAGGAUUAUUUAUUAAGUCUAGGAAAGACGAUGAGGGCCUACAGGGAUGAUGUAUUUAACAAAAAAUCACCCGAGGAAAUUAUUAAAAAGACUUUGUAUGAGAAUGGCGCGACAUCCUUUAAAGAUCUUGAAUCAUAUGUUCGAGAUGACAUUGAGCGGUAUGGCAGCAAACUAAAAGACAUACAACGUCGUUUGGAGAUAGCUUAUAAGGAUUCUUUGAGUCAACCUGAUAAUACGGAGGCUGAUGAAGAUUUGCCAGAAAAUGAUGAUGUAUUUAUCACUGGUAAUUUAGGCGAGGGUAUCGAAUUAGGGGACGAUUUCUUUGGAUUAAAGGAACUCGGAUUAGGGAACCUUUCAGUUCCUACUAGGUUGUUGCUUGGAACUAAUAAAAUUAAGCCCGCUCAGAAAAAGACACCAGAUCAAAACCAAAGAAAGUCUCGGUAUACUCCUCCUCCACCAUUCACGCCCAUCGAUCCCGAUAAACAAAUUGGGCUGCUUACCGAGUAUUUCCGCAAUCGAUUGGAAGAUCAGAGCGGUAAAUUAAUUGAUGAUGAGUUUCUGCCACCGAAACAAAGGAAUCAAAGACCAAAGGUUCCCCCCACUGGUAAGAUCCCCCCACAACCUAAGAGACAGCCACCUAAGACUGCGGCACAGAACGCGGCUGCUCUUUUAGAGAAGAAGCGCAAGAGAGAGAGGGAUGCCGCCAUUGCAGAAGAGAAAGAAAAGGCUAAACGAAUCAGAAUAGAAGAACGCCUAAAAGCUCAACAAGAAAGAGAGGAGCAAAAACGUAUAAAGCAAGAACAACGUGAGGCAAAGAAAAAAGCCGAAGCGGAAGAAAAAAGAUUAAAGAAGCUUCAAGCGGAAGCCGAAAAGAAAGCAGAACGUGAAAAAAGAGCAGCUGAAGCGGCGGCUCAAAGAGCCGAAGCAAAGAAAGUAGCCGAAAAGAAGGAAUCAAAGAAGAAGAAACCCACAACAACUAAAGUGAACCGGACUCCCACAGCCACUAGUACACAACAAGUGAGAGGUGGAUCUUCUUCAAGUACAAUGGCUGGAUCAUCAUCAGCUGGUUCGAAGAAGAUUUUAGAUCAAAUUGAUGAUAGUGAUUCCGAAGAUGUUCCACUUGCUGUUAGAAAGAAAACCAGAACUAAAGAAGCGGCAAGCAGUAAUGCGCGUGGUGGUAAUGGGCGCGGUAAUAGCAGACCGCCUAAUAUAAAUUGA
Messenger RNA from Funneliformis caledonium, 2484 nucleotides. NCBI's taxonomy places the organism in Eukaryota, Fungi, Glomeromycota, Glomeromycetes, Glomerales, Glomeraceae. The record is from the annotation of a GenBank genome assembly.